Molecule: messenger RNA, 2277 nt
Organism: Pelobates cultripes (western spadefoot toad)
Lineage: Eukaryota; Metazoa; Chordata; Amphibia; Anura; Pelobatidae
Source: the annotation of a GenBank genome assembly
AUCAAGUACGGCCCUAUUAAUUCUGGCCCUAUGAGUGUACUGCAUGCUAUCCUUACUCAUGACAACCCUAAUCUAAGCAAAACUCAGCCAGAAGAACAUGACUGUAUUCAUACUAUACAUACACAUACCUCCCCACGCUUAGACCUCAUGGAUACCCCUCAGCCAGGUUCUGAGGAUGUGUUUGUGGAUGGAUCUUGUUCCCGACCUGUUGACGGUCAGUACCAGACUGGGUAUGCAGUAGUCCAAUUACCUGAUAAGGUCCUUGAGGCUAGCUCCAUACCCCACAUGUCAGCCCAAGCUGCUGAGUUGGUUGCCCUCACACGUGCAUGCACUCUAUUCACUAACAAAGAUGUAAAUAUUUACACUGACUCACGUUACGCUCAUGGGGUUGUGCAUGAUUUUGGAAUGAUUUGGAAACAAAGAGGAUUCAUUGCAGCUGAUGGUAAAGGCAUUUCUCAUAAGACAUUAAUUGAAGACCUCUUGCAUGCUUUACAACUUCCUCGUACAGUGUCUAUCAUUCACUGUAGAGCUCACACUCAAGGUAGGGAUGAUAUAUCCCUAGGCAAUGCACUAGCAGAUAGAAUUGCCAAAGAGGUAGCAUCUCAGACCAUUUAUUAUCUUAUGAUAUUUUCAAUUUUUAGUCCCCCUACCUGCCCAGAAGAACAGUUGUUGCAAGAACUUCAGGGUUUUGCAACCCAUGAAGAUAUUGCAUACUGGAAAAAACAGGGUUUGGAAAAAGACCAAAAUGGCCUUUAUUCCAAAGAGGGGAAGAUAGGGAUACCAGAAAGCAGUGCCCCUAUUUUUAUUUCCCAGGCACACGGAGUGGGUCACAAGGGUCUUAAGGUUACUUUGGGUCUUAUUCAACAACAUUUUGUAAUCUUGAAUCUUUCUCUUCACUGUCAGGUAUACUUACAGAGGUGUGUCCAAUGCUUACAGACCAAUACUACUGUCACACAUAAGGCUAGACAUGAACACCUCCCACCACCUACAGGCCCUUUCACCCAUUUACAGGUAGAUUUCACCCACAUCCCCAAAACAGGUAAGCGACAACAAUACUUACUGGUGAUUGUGGAUCACUUCUCAAAAUGGCCCGAGGCCUUUGUUACUAAUAAGGAGGAUGCUAGGACUGUGGUGAAAAUACUGACCACUGAAAUUAUUCCUAGGUAUGGCUGCCCAUUGCAGAUCAAUUCUGAUAAUGGCCCUGCCUUUGCUAGCAAAGUUACACAGGAACUGGCCAAAUGGUUACAGGUUACCUGGAAAUUUAAUGUACCCUACCAUCCCCAGAGUUCAGGUAUAGUAGAAAGAAUGAAUAGGACAAUUAAGGAGAAACUGAUGAAGGCCACAGAUGGCACAUGGGUUCACUGGCAAAAAUACUUACCUGCUAUUUUAGCUGAAAUAAGAAUGACCCCUAGCAGGACUACUAAAUUGUCACCGUUUGAGAUACUCAUGGGAAGACCAUUUCCUACUCCUUGGGUGAAGGGACGAUUUGUUAUUAUGCCUGGUGAUUUAGACUUAAUCCAGGAAGAAUAUGUUAAACAGUUAAUUUUUAAACUCAACUCUGUAUAUGGUGAUGUUUCCGUGCAGUUUCCUCUACCCUCACAGGAACCUACACAUCCUUAUCAGCCUGGUGAUCUGGUCUGUAUCCGACAGCUGAACAAGAGCAGGAAGGGAAAGUUUCCUUUUGGUCCGCCUACCACUGUGAUUGCCAUGACCCGAACCGCUGUGCUCACCGAUUCCCAAGAUAUCUGGAUCCAUGCAUCCCGUCUGAAGCCAUGUCCAAAGAGAGGUGAAGUAGGAGACAAGCUUAAGGUCCUUACUCCGAUUGGCCCUGACGACCCAACAUCCUUAUCUGAAGUGCUAUGGCUAAAGUAAACCUAUUGGAUCCCUUGCAUGGGGCAAAGAAUUUUUUCAUCAUCCUAAUUCUCUCCAUGAUUCUCUUCCUACCGCUGAUUGUCCUUCUUGAUUGUCACUAUGAUUAUGAGAAUAUGAGAGAGUUCCAGAAGGUCUGCUUCUGGAAAGAUCACAACUCCACCAGUUACAGUGUCCAAUUAGGCCUUGAUCAUCCUACUAAUAGAACCAGACACAAAAGAUCACUACCCACAGACAAGACUUUGCAAACUUACACCAAUUGUUCUUCUAAAUCAGUAUUUUGGUGGAGCCGUGCUAAAGAGACUAGAACACAAGAGGAUUUUAUAUGUAAUGGCGGCAAAACCUGCCUUGUACUUAAUAUUACAACUAAAGGUCAAAUAUGCAUUGCUGCAAAGACUGCACAAGUAG